AUGAAUGACGACUUUGCUGCAGAUUUCUGGACAUCAAGGAAUGAGACUGAAUUACAAGUAUUGCUUGCCUUCAAGGCUCGAAUACCAGUUGAUCCUUAUGGGGUCUUCACCUCCUGGAAUGGUUCUCAACAUUUCUGCAACUGGCAAGGAGUAACAUGCGGUCGUCGGCAUCGAAGGGUGACCGCCUUGCGGAUAUCAUCACUCAAGUUGGCAGGUGACCUUUCUCCUCGCAUAGCCAACCUCACCUUCCUUAGGGUUAUCAACUUAAACGGAAAUGCACUCGGAGGGGAAAUACAAGAUGAGCUAGGUUCUUUGUCUAGGAUCCAAAUUCUUCUACUAGCAGCAAACAACUUCAUAGGAACAAUUCCCACUUCAUUAGGGAAUAUCUUCUCUCCUAUAUCUUUCCAUGGUACGGAAUCACCUCGAAGGAAACAUUCCUACGGAGCUCGGGCAACUCUCAAUCUUGAAAUUUCUUCAGUUGUCUAUAAACAAGCUCUCUGUUUUCUCACUUCAUUGAUUAAUGGCACCAAUCUUAAUCAAUUAUGGUUAUCCAAAAACAACCUCACAGGUGUUUCUCCAGAUUCAAUUGGAAAUCUCUCUACAAAUCUCAAUCAAUUACUGAUUGGAGCCAACUACAUAUCAGGUGUCAUACCGAAAGAGAUAGAAAACCUUGUAGGCUUGGAGUUCCUUGCAUUAUAUGAAAACAUGCUGACAGGCAGCAUCCCUGAUUCUAUUGGAAAACUUUCCAAGUUGAAAUAUUUAUAUGCUUACAGAAACAAUAUCAUAGGGGAAAUUCCUCAUUCUUUGGGAAAUCUAUCUCAACUGAUUGUUCUCAGCCUAUUUGAUAAUUUGUUAGGAGAAAUACAUGCAUUUUUGGGUAACUGCAGUUAUUUGGGUAACUCUUUUGAAGGAACUAUUCCCUCUUCAUUCCAAAUAUUACGAAGCAUACAAGUUCUUGAUGUUUCCCACAAUAAUCUGUCAGGCCUAAUACCAGAGUUUCUGGGCUUUGAAGGCAAAGUGCCGACAAAAGGAGUGUUCAACAACAUCAGUGCAUUCUCGGUCAUUGGAAACAGCGAGUUAUGCGGAGGGAUUAGGCUGCUUCGAUUACCUGAUUGUCCAACAAAAAUUGCAAAGGAAGUGAAGAACUUUUCACUUAGAGUGAUAAUUGCGACUGACAGUUUCUCUUCAGCCAACUUAAUUGGUAAAGGAAGAUAUGGUUCAGUGUAUAAAGGGAUUCUAAGUUCUGAUGAUCAAACAGCAGUUGCUGUGAAACAUGUUUACGGGAGAGUUGAGCCUACGUAUGUUAAAACAGCCAUGCCUGAUCAUGUGGCGGAGAUAGUUGAUACUCGGCUCAAUUUUGAAGAUGAAGCAGCCGUCAAUCAAAAUGGUCAAAGCAGCAGAGGCAUCGACAACAUCUGGAAAUGCUUGGUCUCGGUUCUUAGCAUAGGAGUGUCAUGCUCGGCUGAUUCGCAAAAUGAAGAAUGA
This is a messenger RNA of Hibiscus syriacus, 1485 nucleotides long. RefSeq names its product LRR receptor-like serine/threonine-protein kinase EFR. The record is from RefSeq and is a predicted model, not a curated record. Gene Ontology annotation, cellular component: plasma membrane. The coding region runs from base 1 to 1485 and encodes 494 amino acids. The transcript is spliced from 8 exons. Lineage: Eukaryota; Viridiplantae; Streptophyta; Magnoliopsida; Malvales; Malvaceae. Gene Ontology annotation, molecular function: ATP binding; protein binding.